This is a messenger RNA of Besnoitia besnoiti, 1524 nucleotides long. RefSeq lists its product as uncharacterized. Lineage: Eukaryota; Apicomplexa; Conoidasida; Eucoccidiorida; Sarcocystidae. The record is from RefSeq and is a predicted model, not a curated record. The coding region runs from base 1 to 1524 and encodes 507 amino acids. The transcript has 6 exons.
AUGUGUAUCAGACCAAACCGAGCAUCGGGUUUGGUCGCCAUAGCCGUCCUCUCUUUAAUGAGGGGCGUGGCGGCACAAAUAAUGAUUGUAGAACCUGCUGGUGCUGUUCGGAAAAACAAUGCAACAAUGAUCGAAGGUUCAACAGCCUCAUUUGGAGCUCCAUUCUACGGGGAACGCGUCGAAGGAGAGUUGCUGUUUUUCGAUACCACCGGAUGCCACGACGACCAGUACGAACUACCUAGCGAGGCUGUGAACGUGACAGAUGCGAGGCCUGCGUCGCCUAUCAUCGUCAUGGUUCGACGCGGCGGGUGUAACUUUGUUAACAAGGUCAAAGUUGCUCAGAGGAAAGGUGCUAAAGCUGUGAUUGUGGCAGACACGAAGGGCUCGCUAUCUUCCAAGAAAGACGUGAAGAAGGUCAUUGUCUCGGACGAUGGCUGGGGAGAAUCUGUGAAGAUUCCGUCGCUUCUACUGAGCGAGGAAGACUCCAACUUCUUGAUUUCUGCGGGAGAUGGUCUUUUUGAAGAUGAUGUCACAGACGUGGCUCGACCAACCCGCGACGGUGGCAGAGGUCGGAAAACUGUCAUCAUCGAACUCGUGUGGUCGCUGCCGAAGGACCACGCAGUUCAAAUUGACGUUUGGUCAACGCCCUCUAGUACCCAGUCGACCAAGUUUCUCAAGGAGUUUGCUCCGUACGCGCAUGCGUUCAAGGACAAGAUCGACUUUCAGCCUCAUUACUGGGUCAUGUCGAUGGCAAGGGAUUUCCACGAAAUGUGCACGGAUGCAACUGCGGAUUUCUGCGCAUUCGACCCCGACUUUGGUGGCAAGACGACAGGGAAAAUGGUUUUGCAGGAGUCAGUGAGACAAUUGUGUCUCUGGGACACCACGAAGAAGCUGCAUCCUGAGAACCCGCACAGCGGUUUCUACAGCGCUGAAUGGUGGUCCUACAUGGAAGCCGUCCCAGACCACUGCCCGCAUGAGGAUACGGAUGACGAGCAUCGGUUCGGCGAAGCAUGCAGCUACAAGCUCAUGGAGUCUCUAAACGUUAACACUCGGCAGGUGAAGAAGUGCUUCGACGAGAAGUUCAACACGAUCCUCGCACAUGAGCUUGUCAACCGCGCUUGGGCUCCCAAUGCAAUUAUUAUCAAUAAGACACGAUACAGUGGAUCUCUCGACCCCGAGCUCGUCACACGCGCCAUCUGCACGGCUUUUGCCACGACGCAGCCGGAGUGCGAAAACUUUCUGAAGAAUGGUCAGCUGAUAAUGAUGGAAGGGCAGGGUCUCACCGAGCGCCAGAUCUUCCUCAUCGCUGCAGGCGUAGUCCUGGUCUUCGGCACACUGUGUUUCUUCCUUGUCUGGUGCUUAAUACUACCCUACGCGAAGCACCGAUGGCGCGGAGCCUAUGCGAUGUUCGGAAGGGGAAGGACGGCAACAGACUCUUCGAACGCGCCACCUACAGCUGUCUACUUGUCUGAACAGACAGAUUCUACCUCUUCGGAUCGAGUACUUCCAAUGCCUAAAGUCUGA